Phaeoacremonium minimum UCRPA7 is the source of this 354-nucleotide messenger RNA. Its product is annotated as putative 2-deoxy-d-gluconate 3-dehydrogenase protein. Gene Ontology annotation, molecular function: oxidoreductase activity, acting on the CH-OH group of donors, NAD or NADP as acceptor. The record is from RefSeq and is a predicted model, not a curated record. NCBI's taxonomy places the organism in Eukaryota, Fungi, Ascomycota, Sordariomycetes, Togniniales, Togniniaceae. The transcript is spliced from 2 exons. Bases 1 to 354 code for a protein of 117 amino acids.
AUGCUGAACCUAGAGCCCUCACCCGUGACCGGCAGGAAAGGAAGCAUCAUCAACUACGCCUCGCUGCUCUCCUUCCAGGGCGGAUUCACCGUACCGGCAUACGCAGCUUCCAAGGGCGCCGUAGCUCAGAUCACCAAGAGCUUCGCGAACGAGUGGACCUCCAAAGGCAUUACAGUGAAUGCCAUUGCUCCUGGCUACAUUGAGACCGAGAUGAACACGGCUCUCCUGAACGACCCCAAGCGGCUGGCCAGUAUAAGCGAGCGCAUCCCCGCUGGGAGAUGGGGCACGCCGGAAGACUUCAAGGGGCCGACGGUGUUUCUGGCGAACGACAUCACUUGUUCCAUCCAUGGAUAG